CGGCCACACUACAGGCGCGCAAUGAAAUUCGCGCAAUAAUACGAAAUGAAACCAUGGCCAGCGCACGCAUUCAUGUCAGCAUGCAGAGCAAGUACGACCGCGUGGUCCUGCUGGUGGACAUGGACUGCUUCUUCUGCCAGGUGGAGGAGAAGCAGCAUCCAGAGUACCGCAACCGCCCGCUGGCCGUCGUCCAGUACAAUCCCUGGCGAGGGGGCGGCAUCAUCGCCGUGAACUACGCGGCUCGCGCCAAGGGAGUCACUCGCCACAUGCGUGGCGAUGAGGCGAAGGACCUUUGUCCGGAGAUCGUUCUCUGUCAGGUGCCAAAUAUCAGGGAAAAGGCCGACACCAGCAAGUACCGCGAUGCCGGCAAGGAAGUGGCCAACGUGCUGCAGCGAUUUACGCAGCUCCUGGAGCGCGCUUCCGUAGAUGAGGCUUACUUGGACAUUACUGAGACCGUUAACCAUCGUAUGCAACAAAUGCAGAGUGGAGCCUUUGCUCUGCAACCACAGGAACUAGUGAACACCUUUGCUGUGGGCUACCCCAACAUAGGCGACUUCGUUAACAAGAUAACAAACCGCUUUGCCAAUCCCUACAUGGACGACGAACGCUUCCAGAUGUCUUACGACCAAAAUGACCUUCCCGCCGUCCGCCAGAGCGACAUUCGGCUGCUUAUUGGCGCCUCUGUGGCGGGUGAAGUUCGUGCGGCUGUAAAAAAAGAGACUGGAUACGAGUGCUCGGCUGGCAUAGCGCACAAUAAGAUCCUGGCCAAGUUGGCAGCUGGAAUGAAUAAGCCCAACAAACAGACCAUUUUGCCGCUGGCGGAGACCGCUAGCUUCUUCGACUCCUUGCCAGUGGGCAAGAUCAAGGGGCUGGGCGGCAAAUUCGGUGAAGUGGUGUGUGAGACAUUAGGCAUAAAGUUUAUGGGCCAGGUGGUCAAGUUUACGGAGGUAGAGUUGCAGCGCAAGUUUGACGAGAAGAAUGGCACCUGGCUAUUCAACAUCUCUCGCGGCAUAGACAUGGAAGCUGUGACUCCCCGCUUCUACUCGAAAAGCAUUGGAUGCUGUAAAAAGUUUCCAGGUCGAAAUAACAUUACGGGAUUAAAAACCCUUCAACAUUGGCUUGGCGAGCUUUCCUCCGAGAUCAAUGACCGCCUUGAAAAGGACUUUAUUGAGAACAAUCGCAGGGCCAAACAGAUGGUGGUGCAAUAUGUGCAGGACAUUGACAGCGAGGAGGUGGCCAGUUCCCGCUCAACAGCUCUUAAAGAUUACGACCAGGAGUCCAUCGUAAGGUUUUCUCUAGACCUGAUCAGGGCAAACACAAAAACGUUUCUACGUCCUGGCAGCGAGUCUGUUUUAAACAAUGCUAUCAAGUUCCUUGGCAUUAGUGUUGGCAAGUUCGAAACUGUCUCUAGUGCGCAAAACAAGCUGCAGGAGAUGUUCGCCAACCAGGCUGCCAAAAAAAGAAGAAUCAGCGCAGAGGAGCCAGCGCAACCGCCAAAAGUUCAUAUGGAAAAGAAGCCGAAGCAAACGGAGGAAUUUAAGAUGAAGAGCUUCUUUGCUAACUAUUUGCAAGGGGCCAAGAAAGAGGAUGCGAAAACAGAUGGCCUUUCCGUGGAUCCCUUGGCUGCUGCACCUGCGGAAGCUACUCCAAAAAAGAGUUUUAAAGAGGAGUAUAAGCAGAAGCCUCAUGUGAGUUCAAGGACUGUAGCUGUCGACGAAGAAACUGUUCUUACAUCAACACCACCGAAGUUUAGGAAAAGCUUUUUUUCACUGUACCUAAAACAACAAAAAAGACACCAAGGGUCGUCGAUAUCGGGGGAGGACUCCUUAGAUGUGCAGGGGCUGGCCGAGGAAUUGGACGCCAUUGAGGCUGGCAACUCAAAAGAUUUUGAUGAAGACACUGAGGAGGAGACAACUAGUGAUAUCCAAAUGUCUAAAUAUGAAGAACUGCCACCCGAUGCCGUGCAAAAAAUAGUAUCAAACAACUUGAAUGAUUCAACAGGGAAUGAAGUAUACAUUAAAACUGGUAUAAAGCACUCCACUCAACUUGAGCCUCUUCCGCUCACUGAAGACGAAUUGAAGCCUUCAACGUCGAAAAGAAAGUUCGAUGAGGUCGAAAAUUCUGGAAGUAAAUACAAGGAAAGUUACGUUGAGUUUGCAGUACCCAACCUUCGCACCAAUCUUUUGCCUACUAUUAAAUGCGAUCAGUGCGGAGCAAACAUUCCCGACGAAGUUAAGUCCCUACAAACGCAUAGAGACCAUCACUUCGCUCAGGAACUGAGCCGAACGCUGAGAUGCAACGAGCGAGAAGAGAGGACGCAGAACCUACAGAAGGUAUCUCUUAAACCGACGCCACUCAAAAAAAGCAAGAAGACGGCUGGUUCUGGUAGCAUUUCCAACAAUACGGCACCAUUGACGAACAGCAUAACCAAGUUUUUCAGCGCCAAAUCAACUCAGGAGCAAGCAUCUAGUGAUCCAUAUAUGCAGCAGUGCACGGAGUGUAAGGCUUUCAUUAAAUGUGUGGACAUGCCGGAACACUUAGACUACCACGUAGCGAAAAACCUUCAGCGCAAACUAAACCAGCAGGAUCUGCGAACUCGAAACGUGGCGCUAAGCAAGGAAAAAUCAUCUCCAGCUCAGCCAAAGAAACAAUCUCAGAAGAAACUGAAUUCCACCAUUUCAUCAUCUUCAAGUGGAUCAAAGACAAUUGCCCAGUUUUUCAGCCAAAGCAAUUAAAGAAACUAUUACACCGCUUUAAGUGUUCAAAUUUAUAUAAGUACAAGACAAAUUUAGUUUUUAAGAUAAAAACAUUUUCAUAUUCAACGCUGAAUCAAAAACGAUGAAAACGUGCCAAACCAAUUAAAAUUUGUUGUGCACAUAUCCUAGCUAUCUCAAUCAGGCUCUGGACAGUAAAUUGAGUGGAUUUCUUUAUGGGCUGCUGUUUAUAAUUUUUAGUUAAUUUAAGUUAUACUCGAUCGAAUAGUUAU
Molecule: messenger RNA, 2986 nt
Organism: Drosophila teissieri
Lineage: Eukaryota; Metazoa; Arthropoda; Insecta; Diptera; Drosophilidae
Gene: DNApol-eta
Product: DNApol-eta
Exons: 3
Coding region: 54-2735 (893 amino acids)
Biological process (GO): error-prone translesion synthesis; response to radiation
Cellular component (GO): replication fork; site of double-strand break; nucleus
Molecular function (GO): DNA-directed DNA polymerase activity; damaged DNA binding
Source: RefSeq, a predicted model, not a curated record